This is a messenger RNA of Helobdella robusta, 2538 nucleotides long. RefSeq lists its product as hypothetical. The transcript has 13 exons. Bases 1 to 2538 code for a protein of 845 amino acids. Gene Ontology annotation, molecular function: protein binding. The record is from RefSeq and is a predicted model, not a curated record. NCBI's taxonomy places the organism in Eukaryota, Metazoa, Annelida, Clitellata, Rhynchobdellida, Glossiphoniidae.
AUGUCAGGCCCGCACGCUUCAACAGCCACAGUCGCCACUGAUAACAUUCUAAGGAUGGAUGCUAUAAAGCAGAGUAUCUGGGAAAAGAGCAAGAACAAGUUCUUGGACCAGUCAGUGCCACUGCUAAUAGCAUUGGAUGUGCUGGAAUUGGCACAGUUUUGCAAACUGGCUCAGUGCAUUCGGGAGCAAGACAGGAAGGGCAUUGACAGGCUGCUGCUACACGGCGUCGACAACCUCAUCAAUUAUGUCCAUCCUUACGACGACAUUGGAACAACGUUGGGCAUAGCAGCGGACCGCAACGACGAAUCGAUGGUGACUUAUUUAUUAGAGAGAGGAGCCAACCCAAACGUUGUCGAUCUGAAAGGGAGAAACGCCGCCACAAGAGCGUGCGAGUUCGGCCACGUUGAAUCUCUCAAGCUGCUCAUUGAAGCUGGCACUAACAUGGCUACUGACGAUGACUUAGGCAACGGUCUAGUAUACUAUUGCAUUGGAUCAUCAAAGAGGCAUGUUGUAUGUGCUGGAAUGUGCAUCGAGAAUGGCGCACCAAUCAACAAGUACAACAAACAAGGAUUGCCGGCAUUUGUGGCCCACUGUGAGAAUGCUGCUAACAACGAGGAACUGUGCCUACUGCUGCUCAGCUACGGGGCCAAUCCUAACUUACAAGACCUCAACACCCGACGGACCGCCAUCAUGGCAGCUUCAGCAGCUGGUAGCUUGAAAGUGGCCAAGACGAUUCUCGAGAUAGGAAUCAACAACAUCAACGAGACCAUGGAUAAAACGAAAUUGCACGCAGUACAUGAGGCCGCCAAGGCUGGAAGCAUCGAACUGUUAAUAUUGUUGUCCGCGUUCGGAGCUGAUUUCAACCAGCAGACAAGCCACGCCUACUGCCACGCUCUCACCCCAUUGCACUGCGCAGCCAGCAGUGACAAGAACAUGUGUUGCCUGUUUGCUGGUCAGAGAGGUGCAAACGGUCUUUUAAAAAACAGAGGUGGUUUAACUCCUUUCCAACUAGCGAAGAAAAAAGGCUUCAAGUUAACGGCCAAAGCCUGCAAACAAGUUGAAAAAUUUGCUCCACGUAAGAAACGAAAGCCAAGAAAUCCGCCCUUGUGGGUCAUCAAACUGCACGAUUUCCUCUAUUACAGAGAGAAUGAGGUUCUAGAAGAGUUCACGAAGUAUGAUGUCGAGGGAACAGGAACAAUAGCUCUUGAGAAUUUCUGGACGGUCGCAAAUCAGUUUAAAUUUCCAUUCCCUGAGGACGAGGUGGAGAAGGUGAAGGAAUUAAUAAGGAGGCACUUCUCGGGCGAAAACAACGUUCUCUACGUCAAAUUCAUCUUAGGCAAGGAAUACAUUCCGAAAAAAUUUCAACUAACAAAAUAUGCCAAAAAAAUUAAAAAAAUGAAAAAAUUGAAAGCGCUACGAGGAAAGCCCGUCCUACCAAUCUGCAAAAUUCCAGACAGCCACCGACGUUUUGAAUUCGUGAAAGUUCACCAGGAUUUGCACGACCCGCUGCGAUUUGAUCGGGAUCGCGUCCCAACAAAUUUCUUCACAGAUGAUAGUUACUGGUACCUCAAUAAACCAGAGCCUAAAAGUAUUAACAUGACGGCAUCCAUAAGAAAAGGUGAUAUCAACACCAUUGAAGACGCCUUCGAAAGCCAGGAGUACGACGUAAACGGAAGAGAUAAGUUCUACAGGACUCCCCUUAUGAUUGCUAUCUUAAACUCGGAUAUCAAUUUAGUUAAGAUACUUGUAUCUAAGGGAGCGUAUGUGAACGUGAGAGAUAAUUUCUUGUGGACCCCCCUACACCUGGCCUGCCACGUGGGAAACAUCGAUAUAGUUCAAUUCCUGCUGCAGAAAGGCGCCAAAACUGACAACACAUCCAUGAAUAAGAGCACUCCACUGAUGAAGGCUGUUGAGAGCAAAUCUCUGAACAUCGUGAAAAGUUUGAUAGCGGCCAGGGCAAAGAUUGAUGCUGUCAAUAGAAAAGAAUAUGGAGUGAUGGAGUUGGCUGCAGCAUUUGCGGAUUAUUACAUUUUCAACUAUUUGAAAGAUGUCCCACGACCUGCUGAGAAGAAGAAAUUGAUGAAGACCUCUAAAAAAAUUAAAAUCAAUCUUCCUCCUAUGUCCUUCCCAGAGGAAAAUAAAGAUGUAUUUCCACCCGAUCCGAUAAUACCGGAGCGCUGCAUACCGACGAUACCCUACCGACACAUGAUAGAAAUGACGUCAUCAAAACCGAUUAAUGACUCUAUCGAUGAGAAACUCGUCUACAGGUCACUGAAUGUUUGGACGCGACAGAAAACUACUGAAGAAAUUAUAUCAGAGAAAAAUGAACGAAGACGUCGUUUGGGUUGGAGAGUUGAUUUUGAAGGAUUCAGACUCCCAUUCCUACAGAACAUCCAAGAAAAAGUCGAAGCCAUCGAGAAAGAAGAGAACUCGAAAAUCGAAAGACCCAUCUUGAAGAAGAAACAGCCAAAGGCCGCCAACGACACUACAAAGAGGGCCUCAACAAAAAGAUAUGUGAAACCGAAAGGGAAAAAAUAA